UAAAACGGCUUUAUCCUCUCGGACGUAUGCACUUUCUUCUCUCAUCAUUAAAUUUAUUAGAGCAAAUUUGUUCCAGUAGACAAUUCGGCUCUAUUGAGAACAGUUAAAGUUGAAGCAAUUGUGAGAUAAAGUUCAAUGAUGUCGGAUUGAAGUGCAUGGAACACAAAAAGCCUUAAAACCAAUUCUCGGAACAAAAAAUUAUUGAAAUAAUAGGUACCUACAUUAGGUUCCAUUGUUUGGUUUGUUUUGUUUUACAUGAUAAAGUGAUAUUGGUGCAUUUGUAUAAUUCAUCUUUUUUGGUAUCCAGUGCGGAUACCCUCGGAAUGCUAGAAGGAAGUCCGUUCUCAGCCCAAGGAUGCUCAAACCACCGGGUGAAGAUCUGGAAUCUGGGGCAGACUCCCCAGCAAUGUCCAUUACCUCAGUGAAUUCCAUCGCAAGUUUAUUGAGAGAGAAAAUACAGAAUCUGCCACAAACGAUCCGCAAGAAAAAGUCCCCGGAAUACAAGACGAAAAUCUUCGUCGGUUUCCUGUUCAUCGCCAUUGUCGUUCUCAUAGUCACCUCGUACUUCUUGUACAACCAGAAAGUGUUAGCUAAAGCGUACUUCGAAAAAAUCAAAUUCAACAAGGUCCAGAGGCUCAUGAAGAUCCACAACAACGAGGGCGUUAUUGUCGUCAAUGCAGCCCUAGGGACCACUUUGAAUUACGACAAGGUGCUGCCCUGUCUACCCAGAGAUAACAAACACGAUGGGAGUUUGUGUUUAGAGUGGAUGCACAGAGCCAGACUAUACUUGGACUUCCACGACUUGGACGACGCAGUAAAAUGCUACAACCUCCGCUGGAUCUCCCUGUCAGACUCAGUGCCGCCCACCGAUUGCUUCGAUCUGUCGGCCGCCCACUGGUACGGGGGCGGGCAAACUGCAGAGGCGGCGUGGCCCUUGGAGAAGGGCGGCCACCCUUUUCGGCCCUUCGUGACGGGGCGAGUGGAGGACGGCCGGUGGGGGAACGUGGUAAAGCGGUACUUCGUCAGUUCCAAAGGUGCUGCAAUCAUCGUUGAUGAUAAAACUCCCCUUCACGUCUCCAUACGUACCAACGAAGACAAAAAAGAACUGUGCCUGAGGGCGCAAUACGAUGAUUUCGCCUUCGUCAACAGACUCACCCCGAGUGCAGAGCUCAACUACAGCAUCUGCGUGGGCUCCAACAUGUCUGAGCUGCACAACCACCUCAGCGAGCACACCCUGUGGGAUGGUCUGAAGAAGGAAGACAGCAACGUCAUCGACUAUUUGCUAACGGAGCCUGUUUGGGAGAUCAUCUCGGACUCCGACGAGAUAUUGACUGAAGAAACCAUCUACAACUUCACUGAAGACAUAACCAACUCCGUGGGCAUCAUGAAACAAGGUCACGUGUUGAUUAACGAAUUCUGGCAAAAGAACAUCGGAGACUUCGAGCUGGACAUCGACCGAUUUCCCACUCUGGACAAGACCUUGGACAUGCUGAAACGGAGAGGAUUCCGAGUGGUGUUCACCAUCCAGCCGUUCAUUUCCACGGAGAGCUUCAAUUUCGCCGAGGCAGUCAGAAAAAGGCUUUUAGUGUCGGAGAGGUUCAGCGAUCGACGUAUUCCGGCGCUCACCCGGUACAAGAGUCUGCAGAGUGCUGGGAUGCUGGACAUCACCAACGAAAAAACUGUGCCUUGGUUGUUGGAGAAGCUGAAGAAGGUGAUGAACAAAUACAAAUUCGACGCCUUCUUCCUGGACAUGGGCACCGCCUACGACCUACCCCACUACUACCACUGCGACCGCCCCCUCGCCAACCCCGACCAAUACAAGGUGACAUUCACCAACAGCCUACUAGGAUCGGUGCCUGUGUUCGGCAUCAGCAGUGCCGUGUUGCGCCCGAGACCGCCCACUUUCGUGUUUCUGCCGCCCUUCGAAUCCUCGUGGGCGGGGCUAAGAGGGGUGGUACCCACGCUGUUGACGUACGGGGUGUUGGGGUAUCCGUUUCUGAUACCCGGAGCUGUGGGAGGUGAUUACGAUGCCCCUCAGCUAAUUCCGAAGAAGAACGGAACGGAAAGGAGUUUGCCGGACGAGGAGCUCUACAUUCGCUGGUUGCAACUAGCUGCCUUCCUGCCUGUCGUCAGGUACCACCACUUGCCAAGCAGCUAUGGGAAUCAGAACAUCUCGGAGAUAGCCAAAAGCUUGGCGUUGACUAGACAGAAUAAGGUGACUCCUAAAUUGAAAAAGUUCGCGAGAGUUUCGCUGAACAUCGGCCUUCCUCUGAUCAGGCCCUUGUGGAUGCUGGACUCCGAAGAUCCGAAUUGUCAUCAAGUUUCUGAUGAAUUUUCUAUCGGGGACGAUAUAAUCGUAGCUCCCAUAAUAGAUUCCGGCCGGAGGCAAAGGGAGGUGUACCUUCCAGCAGGAGUGUGGAAAGAUGGCAUUGAUGGUGGUUUGAGAAAAGGAAGCAGAUGGAUCCAUGAUUAUCGAGUAGAAGAACACCAAGUUGCUUAUUUCGAACGUAUGCCUGACAACACUAGAUUUUAAGCAUCACCUAUCUAUAUAUUUACAUUCCUACGUACUUGUAAGCAUCAUCUCAAACUUUUUAGAUAAUCGUUUUAUUUUUUUGAUUGAUUUCUCCUCGAACCAUUUUAUUAAACUAUAGAAACUCAUGACUU
Phaedon cochleariae (mustard beetle) is the source of this 2664-nucleotide messenger RNA. The record is from the annotation of a GenBank genome assembly. Lineage: Eukaryota; Metazoa; Arthropoda; Insecta; Coleoptera; Chrysomelidae.